Messenger RNA from Alternaria arborescens, 531 nucleotides. RefSeq lists its product as hypothetical. The record is from RefSeq and is a predicted model, not a curated record. Lineage: Eukaryota; Fungi; Ascomycota; Dothideomycetes; Pleosporales; Pleosporaceae. Bases 1 to 531 code for a protein of 176 amino acids. The transcript has a single exon.
AUGCCAAACAACAACCGGUGCCCGCUCUGCCGACACGAGCUGUUUGAACAAGAGGACUUCCAUUCAUUCGACAAUGCCUUCUACAGCAGUGACGAAGCGCUGGUUGAAUUCAAUGAUUACGACGACUCAACAGAUGAGGACGAGAGAGAACUUGAGGAACAACAAAGUCGACAGAUGCUUGCUGCGCCUCUGAAUACCCAGCUAGCACGUCGUACACAACCCACGAGCAGUAUUUCUCUGGCUGGAAUCACUAGCGCACAAAUAAUGGAGCGUAAUAGUCGUUAUCAGGAGUUUAGGGAGCAUGCUGACCGAAUACGCGAAUCGAGGAGGGCGCCCAGUCCAAAAUCACUCAGACGCUUAAGAACAUACACUGAGGUCGAAGAAGAAUCAGAUUCGGGAUCUGAUGAAUAUGAGUACCAAUCAGAAGAAGAAAUCGACUCUGCAGAUGAACGUGAGGAGAGGCGCGCCUACAAACUCCUACCAGGCGAAUACGACACAACCCUACCUGGCCAGUCCUCUGUAUCACACUGA